AGUCGGCCUUUAGGCGCAAUCGCACGGCGGGCAAGAAGAUUUCCUGCUGCUUCAAAAUAGUCGUUCCGUUGCUAGGAAACAACUGUAAAUACAAACAAUUUUUUCUUCCAAAUCGCAGCAGUGGAAAAUUCUUUUGUUCUUAUUUUGUAUGAAAUUCCGGAAUCUACCCUGGUAAAAUGCCAAAACUGAAGCGCACAUUGUGAGACUUCCCCAGGAUGUCCGGCCAUUUACGGUCAGUCUUUGCGAAUUCGUGUAUAAAGAAGCCUUUGAGUCCGAAAAGUAAACACCCGAAUCCGUCCUAUCUGGUUCCGCAGUGUAGCCUGGAUCGAGGUCCAGACGACCCUCAGGCCCAGGAAAAUCUUAACAUGAUUACUCGAAAAAAGGCCAACAGCAAGUGCCCUCUGGCCAGGACAGGUCAUCAACGCCGUCCCAAGUGUUGCUCAAUCACGCACCAACUAAGAAAAGAAACUGAUAACUUCCAAACCUUGGUUAAGUUCUAUGAUAGUAUUCCGGAUUAUGAGGACCUGCACCAUCUACCGAACGAUGAGUUCUAUUGCAAACUCAACACUCUACGUAAGAAGCAGCAAGAGCUUAGAUUUACAUGCUCUAAUGGGUACGAAACUAGAUGUAACGGAAGGCAACUGAAACCUUCUGUUCCUCCUGUUGAACAACCCGCAGAUAAUGAAUCAUUCCACUCUUGGAGUAAAUCUCCGCCUGCAACAACCGGAAUCCUUAAUGGGACCCGCAAGGGUUCUGCCAAAUCAGUUCGUAUCGAAACAACCAAAGAGGACAAUGAAUCCGAGGGUAGAGCCUCUCGGAGAAAGUUCCGCGCCGGUACACCCUUCGUUUCCGACCACGAAGACAGUACCAAGAACGCCUCGACUUGUACCACGCCCAUCAAUUCAGAUUUCGUCGAACGCUACGAUCGCUACGUCAAACGAAACCUUCGCUGUAAGUCGGCUUCUCCUAUUCGAGACUACUCCAAAAUCACGGUUCCACAGCCAUACAAAAUGACACAACGCGAAGAGGAGGAGCGAACACUACAAGAACUGCUUAUUGCCAGCAAGAACGCGUUUUCUUCGAAAGAAGCUCUCAACAAGCCCAUCCCUAACACCAUCAAAGCCAACCCCAUCCCGAUAACUUCACGCAUUCCUCUGUUCAACACCAUCAUGGCCGAUCAGGAAUACCGCAAUCAACUGGCCAAACUCAACUCCGAGAUCGAGCUUCAAUCGCAGAUCAAGCCGUUUCACUUCAGUGAACGUCUCAAUCGCCCGAACAACCGCUGUCUGAGCCGUAGUCUGUCGUCACCAGCUCUGCUCACGACCGGUUUCGAAUCCGACCAUAAACCAGCGACGUUCAAGGCGAAGCCAUGCCCCAAAAACCUGUUCAGCAAUUACUUCUACUUCAAGAUGUGGGAAGAUGAGUACUUCCGCAACAUGACCAAACGAAUCCGGGCCGAGGAGUUGAUGAAGCAGUCCCAUCUGCCGCCGGCGAUGGCCCGCAGAGACAAGCAGCAGCGGAAAAACGUCGCGCUACUUCGUAGCGAGGAAGACGCUUCAUCGAAGAAGAGCAAGCGGAAACAGCGCAAGUCGAAGCGAAGUGCCAAGCGGAAGAAGAGCGUCGAGGAGAAGUGUUCUGAGUAUUUUGCAAGCGUGGGCCACGUGUUUGGGGAACCCACGGCUUCGUCUCAUCAACCGAAGGUGUCAUCGAAGCUGCUAUAUCCAUCGAGUAACUCGAGUUACAGCACAACCGUAGACGCUCAUCCACCGAGCAGUAAUCCCGCGCCCAUCUAUCCGGUCAACAGACCCAACUUAGCGGCUACCCUCCGCACUGAGUGGUGUCGGAAGAAGUUGCGGGAGCUCAACCUAGAGGAUAGUGUUAGCAUAAAGAAGACACCGAAGUUUCAUUGGGGUGUCAAGCGAUCGCAAGCCUUCCAGAACCUGAAUUUGGAUCAAACCCAUCAGGAGGAGUUGAACCUGCGGUUGGCGACACGCCGAGCAGAGCAGAAGCUGAGACAGGAGGAGCACGCCGUCAACAUGGAGCUGAUGAGACAGCGAGUGAAAGCGGCACCAUUGCUACUGGAAGGGCCACCGCAGUGGGGACCUCGAUUGGGCCACGUGGCUCACCGUUGCAUGCUGGGUGAUAAGGAUUCGGAUCCGCUGUUCCGAAAGAGUACGCUGGAUAAGGGUGGCGGUAAAGGUACAAAGAAGGGCUUAAGGAAGCGAGAAUCGUCCGGGUGUGGGAGGGCAUCCACUGGUGGACAUCAGCAUCAAGAUCACGCUCAUGGUUUGAGCGAUAAGCAUCGAAGUUUGAGCGGAAGCAAACUCAGCAACUACUCGAUGGAUUCGUAUGGGAAAAUCAGUUCAAAGUUCUGCGACAGCGAAGGACUGGAAAGCUUCACUGCUGAUGCCUAGAAGACAGAUGAGGUUUAAGCUUUAUCAAGGAAUGUUAGGCGACACUUUCGGUGUGUGAACAAUCAGAUCUUUGUGUUGUUGAACAAGCUUAGGUUAAUGUAAGGGUUUGUCGAUUUCAGGUCAUUUUUCGGAAAUCCGUAAUGCAUUCGGCAUACGUCUUUCCGAGAAGUGCUAGGAAAUCGUCUUGUUUACGUAGUAGUGCAAUAUGUAUUUAUGUCUGUGUAAAAGAAUAAACAAACAACGCGUGAAAAA
Messenger RNA from Aedes aegypti (yellow fever mosquito), 2666 nucleotides. RefSeq names its product protein FAM161A. Gene Ontology annotation, biological process: cilium organization. The transcript is spliced from 3 exons. The record is from RefSeq and is a predicted model, not a curated record. Gene Ontology annotation, cellular component: cilium. Bases 216 to 2414 code for a protein of 732 amino acids. Lineage: Eukaryota; Metazoa; Arthropoda; Insecta; Diptera; Culicidae.